Closterium sp. Naga37s-1 is the source of this 1497-nucleotide messenger RNA. The record is from the annotation of a GenBank genome assembly. Lineage: Eukaryota; Viridiplantae; Streptophyta; Zygnematophyceae; Desmidiales; Closteriaceae.
AUGCAUGCUUUUCGUGCUAACCUGCCCGCCAUCUGCUCUACUGUGUGCGCAGCCGGCAGAGGAGGGGAGGACCAGGGGGGCUAUUUGGUGGUGCAGCUGGCAGGGGGACUCAACCAGAUGCGCGCAGGGAUCUGUGACGCGGUGGUGGUGGCAAAGCUGCUGGGAGCGUCGCUGAUGCUGCCGUUGUUGGAUAACUCCUCCUGGUGGGCCGACGGCAGCACAUUUGCGGACGUGUUUGACGCGGGGCACUUUGCGCGGGUGCUGGCGCCGUGGGUGCGCGUGGUGGACCGCCUGCCCUCCGCGCUGCGCCACCGCCCCCCCCUCGACCGCACCGUGCCGCGCGGCUCCACUGCUGAGUACUACGAGACACGCGUCAGAGCGAUGAUCAGAAAGGCGCAGGUGCUGAAGCUGAACCAUUUCGAUUCCAGGCUGCAUGAUCACCUCCCGUUACACCUGCAGAAGCUGCGCUGCGUGGCAAACUACGAGGCGCUGCGCUUCGUGCCGGCGGUCACGCAAGCCGUCACGCGCCUCACCCACGCGCUCACCCACCCCUCCGCCACAGCCGCCACCACUGCCCUUGACCCCGCUGCUCAGGCCGGCGGUGCUGCAGCAGCAGCGCAAGGCACACAAGGGCAGCGGGGAGAGAGGGAGCAGGUUGAGGGAGGGAUGCAGGCGAAGGGGAGUGGUGGGGCGGUCAAGUAUGUCGCGAUUCAUCUGAGGUACGAGCCGGACAUGCUGGCAUUCACGGGGUGCGAGUACGAGGGGGGCGCGGAGGAGAAGGUGCUGUUUGAGUCCAUUCGACAGCGCUGGGCCAACCUGCCCGCCAUGGACGCUGAGAAGCAGAGGGCCAAGGGCAUGUGCAUCGUCACCCCCUCCCAGGUGGCAGUGGCCUUGCAGGCGCUGGGCUUGCCACCGUCCACGCGCGUGUACAUCGCGUCGGGGGCACUGCACGGUGGGGCGGCGGCGCUGCAGCCGCUGCUGCACGCCUACCCCUUCACCACGGACAAGCACUCCCUCGCACACUCCCACGCCAUGGCCCACGCCCGCACAGGGGGGCGCGACGAUGACGACGAUGAGGGGGAUGAGGCAUGGGGUGCGGGUGGGGGCGGGAGCAGGGAAGAGGGGGUGAGGGGGGAGGGGGGAAGGGCGUUGGCAGGGGUGGAGGGGCGCAAGACGCUGCUGGCGGCGGUGGACUAUGAGAUGUGUCGCGGGGCAGCGCUGCUCGUCACCAACAACAAUGGCAACAUGGCCCACCUGCUAGCGGGCCACAGAAGACCUCUACCACAACAGCUCUCUUCCCCUCCCUCUCCCUCCACGUCUCCCCCACCUCAUCCCCUUCCCCGCCGCAUGCGGCCACCCAUAGGUGCAGGUGUUGGGGAAGGGGAGCUUGGGGCACAUAUGCAGGUGGCGUGUGCGCCGCACACAGCCUAUAGCACUCGUGGGGAGAAGGGCAGUCAGCAGCUGAUUCGGAGCGAGAACGCCUCGUGUGUGCCAUGA